This is a messenger RNA of Phascolarctos cinereus (koala), 5680 nucleotides long. It is a transcript of the gene PLCB4, whose product is annotated as phospholipase C beta 4. The record is from RefSeq and is a predicted model, not a curated record. Gene Ontology annotation, biological process: release of sequestered calcium ion into cytosol; lipid catabolic process; phosphatidylinositol metabolic process. NCBI's taxonomy places the organism in Eukaryota, Metazoa, Chordata, Mammalia, Diprotodontia, Phascolarctidae. Gene Ontology annotation, molecular function: calcium ion binding; phosphatidylinositol-4,5-bisphosphate phospholipase C activity.
GGAGAAAGAGAGAGAGACACACACACGCACACACACACACAGACAGAGGCAUACACACGCAGAGCGCGAGAGCCCCGAGCGGCCGGAGAGGACCGCCGGUGCCCAGCGCUGCCACCAUCCAUUUGCAAGACGCUGGCACUAGAGAAACCCACCCACCGCCCCUCCGGCUGAUGGAAAAGCACAGUUUUACAUGAUGAGAAAUCCUGAAAUCAUUUUUUGAAAGAGAAGGAGUUCUCAUCUGUCUGACUAGUUAGAGGAUCAGUCCCGGUUUAUCAAGAGCUGCUUUGUUUUGGUGAUAAGCAUGGCCAAACCAUAUGAAUUUAACUGGCAGAAGCCAGUUUCCCCAUUUAUUCAAGAGGGAGCCAUUUUUGACAGAUAUGAAGAGGAAUCCUUUGUAUUUGAACCUAACUGCCUCUUCAAAGUGGAUGAAUUUGGCUUCUUUUUGACCUGGAAAAGUGAAGGAAAGGAAGGACAGGUAUUAGAGUGUUCCCUGAUCAACAGCAUUCGUUUUGGACCUGUACCAAAGGAUCCCAAAAUCCUAGCAGCUCUUGAAGCUUUUGGAAAAUCAGAGAGUGAUCUGGAAGGGAGGAUAGUCUGUGUCUGCAGUGGCACUGACUUGGUGAAUAUCAGCUUCACUUAUAUGGUGGCAGAAAAUCCGGAUGUUGCUAAGCAAUGGGUAGAAGGGUUAAGAGCCAUCAUACAUAAUUUUAGAGCCAACAAUGUUAGUCCAAUGACAUGCCUCAAGAAACACUGGAUGAAAUUGGCAUUUAUGACAAACACAAAUGGUAAAAUUCCAGUUAGGAGUAUUACUAGAACUUUUGCAUCAGGUAAAACAGAAAAGGUGAUUUUUCAAGCACUUAAGGAGUUAGGUCUUCCCAGCGGAAAGAAUGAUGAAAUCGAGCCUGCGGCAUUUACAUAUGAAAAGUUUUAUGAACUAACACAAAAAAUUUGUCCUCGGACUGACAUCGAGGACCUCUUUAGGAAAAUCAAUGGAGACAAAACUGAUUAUUUAACGGUAGACCAAUUAGUGAGCUUUCUAAAUGAACAUCAACGAGACCCUCGACUGAAUGAAAUUUUAUUCCCAUUCUAUGAUACAAAAAGGGCAAUGCAGAUAAUUGAGACUUAUGAGCCUGAUGAUGAGUUGAAGACAAAAGGGCUCAUAUCCAGUGAUGGGUUUUGCAGAUAUUUGAUGUCAGAUGAAAAUGCUCCAGUCUUCCUUGACCGCCUGGAACUUUACCAAGAAAUGGAUCAUCCUUUGGCCCACUACUUUAUCAGUUCUUCCCAUAACACAUAUCUAACAGGACGUCAAUUUGGUGGGAAAUCUUCCGUGGAAAUGUAUAGACAAAUCCUCUUAGCUGGAUGCAGAUGUGUUGAACUAGAUUGCUGGGAUGGGAAAGGAGAAGAUCAAGAACCAAUAAUAACUCACGGAAAAGCAAUGUGUACAGAUAUUCUCUUCAAGGAUGUGAUUCAAGCCAUCAAGGAAACAGCUUUUGUUACAUCAGAGUAUCCUGUCAUUCUGUCCUUUGAAAAUCAUUGCAGCAAAUAUCAACAGUACAAGAUGUCCAAGUAUUGUGAAGAUCUAUUUGGGGAUCUCCUGUUGAAACAAGCACUUGAAUCACAUCCACUUGAACCAGGAAGACCAUUACCAUCCCCUAAUGACCUCAAAAGAAAAAUACUGAUCAAAAACAAACGACUGAAACCUGAGGUGGAAAAAAAACAGCUUGAAGCUUUAAAAAGUAUGAUGGAAGCUGGAGAAUCAGCAACCCCAGUAAAUAUCUUAGAAGAUGACAAUGAAGAAGAAAUAGAAAGUGUUGACCAAGAGGAAGAAGCUCACCCAGAAUUCAAAUUUGGAAGUGAACUCUCUGCUGAUGAUUUCGGUCAAAAGGAAGCUGUUGCAAAUAGUGUAAAGAAGGCUGCAGAAGACCUUGAACAUGAAAACAAUAAAAAGGGGUUAGUUACUGUGGAAGAUGAGCAGGCGUGGAUGGCAUCCUACAAAUACGUGGGCGCUACAACCAAUAUUCACCCAUAUUUAUCCACAAUGAUCAACUAUGCCCAGCCUGUAAAGUUUCAGGGCUUCAAUGUAGCAGAAGAACGUAAUAUUCAUUACAACAUGUCGUCUUUUAAUGAAUCAGUUGGACUAGGUUAUUUGAAGACGCAUGCAAUUGAAUUUGUGAAUUAUAAUAAACGGCAAAUGAGUCGGAUUUACCCCAAGGGAGGCCGAGUGGAUUCCAGUAAUUACAUGCCUCAGAUUUUCUGGAACGCUGGCUGCCAGAUGGUGUCACUGAACUAUCAAACCCCAGAUUUAGCGAUGCAAUUGAAUCAGGGAAAAUUUGAAUAUAAUGGAUCAUGUGGAUACCUUCUCAAACCAGAUUUCAUGCGACGGCCAGAUAGAACAUUUGAUCCUUUCUCUGAAACACCUGUAGAUGGUGUUAUUGCAGCUACUUGUUCAGUUCAGGUUAUAUCAGGGCAAUUCUUAUCCGAUAAGAAAAUUGGUACGUAUGUAGAAGUGGAUAUGUAUGGUUUGCCUACAGACACUAUACGGAAGGAGUUCCGGACGCGUAUGGUUAUGAACAAUGGUCUCAAUCCUGUUUACAAUGAGGAAUCAUUCGUAUUCCGAAAGUUCUGUAGCUGUCAUAUGAUAUUUUUUUUUCUGUUUGGCUUUUCCUUCUUUUUGGCUUUCUCCUCCUUCUUGGGGGAACCCACUUUCUUCGUUGACAAUGCCUGUGCUCCAGGUAUGCAGUCUGCUCAGAAUGAGCCCCCGCUGGCGGACACCAACAUUCCUUGGAGAUGUCUUCUUCCCUGCCCUGGCAGUGGCUGGUAUCUUGCACUAUUCCUUCAGCCAAGAGGGCAGGUUAUCCUCCCUGAUCUGGCUGUCUUGAGAAUAGCUGUGUAUGAUGACAACAACAAGCUGAUUGGUCAAAGAAUCCUCCCCCUCGAUGGCCUUCAGGCCGGCUACAGACACAUUUCUCUUCGAAAUGAAGGGAAUAAACCAUUAUCACUGCCAACUGUUUUCUGCAACAUUGUGCUUAAAACAUAUGUGCCGGAUGGUUUUGGAGAUAUUGUGGAUGCUUUGUCAGACCCAAAGAAAUUUCUUUCUGUAAUGGAAAAGAGAGCAGAUCAAAUGAGAGCAAUGGGAAUUGAAACUAGUGACAUAGCUGAUGUGCCAAAUGACACUUCAAAGAAUGACAAAAAAGGAAAAGCCAAUAAUGCUAAAGCCAAUGUGACUCCUCAGAGCAGCUCUGAACUCAGACCAACCACUACUUCUGCUCUGGGAGCAGGGGUGGAAGGGAAGAAAGGUAUUGAACUUAUUCCUCAAGUGAGGAUAGAAGACUUAAAACAAAUGAAGGCUUACUUGAAACACUUAAAGAAACAACAGAAAGAGCUAAAUUCUUUAAAGAAGAAACAUGCAAAGGAACACAGCACCAUGCAGAAGUUACACUGUACACAAGUUGACAAAAUUGUGGCUCAAUAUGACAAAGAGAAGUUGUCUCAUGAGAAAAUCUUAGAGAAAGCAAUGAAGAAGAAGGGAGGAAGUAAUUGUCUCGAAAUGAAGAAAGAAACUGAAAUUAAAAUUCAGACAUUAACAUCAGAUCAUAAAUCUAAGGUGAAAGAGAUUGUAGCCCAGCAUACAAAAGAGUGGUCAGAAAUGAUCAAUACCCACAGUGCUGAGGAGCAAGAAAUCCGGGAUCUGCACCUCAGCCAGCAGUGUGAUCUUCUGAAAAAACUGUUGAUCAGUGCUCACGAGCAGCAAACUCAGCAGCUGAAGCUUUCCCAUGACAGAGAAUGCAAGGAAAUGCGUGCCAAUCAGGCCAAGAUUUCCAUGGAAAAUAGCAAAGCCAUCAGUCAAGACAAAUCAAUCAAAAAUAAAGCAGAAAGAGAGAGGAGAGUCAGGGAACUAAACAGCAGUAACACUAAAAAGUUUCUGGAAGAAAGAAAGAGACUUGCAAUGAAACAGUCAAAAGAAAUGGAUCAGUUGAAAAAAGUUCAACUUGAACAUCUAGAAGUCCUGGAAAAACAGAAUGAGCAGCUUUUGAAAUCCUGUCAUGCAGUGUCUCAAACACAAGGCAAAGGAGAUGCAGCAGAUGGUGAAAUUGGAAGCUGAGAUGGACCGAAGACCAGCAACAGUGGUGUAAAACUCCACAGCCCAAACUGAAAAACCAUAGUGUCAAAAUGUUACCCCUAAAUUGCAGAACCCUAUACAGUGAGGACUAAAACGAUUUUCUUCUGUUUGUUAUUUUCCCCCUUCUGUUUAGGCAAGAUGUUGCCUGAGACCAUGAAGAAUAUGUGAGAGUUACACAUUUCAGUUUUAACUUUUUGAGUACUGAAGAACGCUUAUCAAAUAGGAACUGUUUCUGUUGUGACAGCCUGUCUUUCCAAUGAGGCAUACAGUUUAACCAUUUGUAAUUCUAUUUAAGUGUUUGUUCAGCAUCAUCACAAGAAAAUGAGCUUGGUAUUAAACACCCUGCCUUGUGAUGUAUUAGGACAUGUUUGAGGUACAGUAAAAAUCAUGCAGAAACAGCUGAAAAAUGCAUGCAUUGGAAAACUUCUUUCUGCAAAUUCAUCAGCAGAAAUUAUAGUAUGACAUAUCAAUAACUUUACAGGAUAUUCCUUACAUCCAAGUUACCUCAUUAGUAAGUGCCAUAUCUUCCAUCUUGCCGAAAGAAGCCAAUUUCCUGUAGAAGUUGUUGAAAUGGUUAAACAAUUGGAAAAUACAAUAUAACCAUAUGUGCCAAAAUUCAUCCGUGCUCAAAGGUUAAAAGAAUUGUGUAUCGGGCACUUUAAGCAAAGUUUACAUCAAACACUGCUUUAUAGAAUUUGCAUUUUGAUCCUACUGCUGCAGAUUCCCAAUAUUACAAUUCAUUAUUGCAUCUUAAAGAUUGUGAAAUGGAUAUUGGCGAAAGUUUGUAACUGUGAAAAUGUAUAAAGUAUUUAUACACUUAAAUUCACAAUAUUGUAGAAAAUCACCUAAAUGUUGCCACAUGACAAGAUUAGUAAGCAGGAUUACUAGACCUGUGUUUGCAUGACACAAGCACCAAUGAUGACUACAAAUGUGUAUGACCACAUUCAUUCUCUUACAAAGUAAAUGCUGAUUAAAUGUAUGGCACAGAAUAGCAUUUGAUUAAUUAUCAUGACUUUCAGCAAAAUGAAAUAAGCAUAUAUAUACAUGUGUGUAUAUAUAUAUAUAUAUAUAUAUAUAUAUGCAUAUAUGUGUGUGUAUAUGAAUUAUGUGGGCAUUCUUGAUACUUCAAGUUCUAGUUUAAAAAGAAGUACAUAACUAAUUUAAUUUUACACAAAAAAUAUUUAUGCAGAUUUUCAGAAUUUCAUAUCAGGAAAUAACCUUUUUAUGUCUGUUAAAUAUUAAAAAAAAUUUGCUACAGUGUUAAUCUGCAUGGGCUUAAAGCCUGCUGUAGUUAUACUGCAGAACAGUGCAUGAAAAGCAUUCCGUUUGGAAUUUUCCCAUGCUGCCAGCCACUGCAAAGGAGACUGCAUGGAAACUUGAUAGUUUAGAACUAAUCAGAUUACUGAUUUUAGUACACGAAGCACCUACUGAAUUGUUGCAUAUGCUUGUACAAACUGAUUCUGUGUAUUCCUAUGAACAAAACAGAUGGCAAGAUAAAAUUAUGCUGCCAUCAAUCUUGAAAUUAAACUUUGGACUUCUCUAAUAAAAAGUUAAAACAAA